Molecule: messenger RNA, 2685 nt
Organism: Hordeum vulgare subsp. vulgare (domesticated barley)
Lineage: Eukaryota; Viridiplantae; Streptophyta; Magnoliopsida; Poales; Poaceae
Product: E3 ubiquitin-protein ligase WAV3-like
Exons: 2
Coding region: 16-2463 (815 amino acids)
Source: RefSeq, a predicted model, not a curated record
CUUCAACUUCAAUAGAUGGAGAUCCCUGACCAGACCGAUCCCUGCGCGAUCUGUCUCGGUUCCAUGGACGCCGCCGGUGGUCAGGCCAUCUUCACGGCGGGGUGCUCCCACACGUUCCAUUUCAGCUGCAUCUCCGCCGGCGUCUGCCCGCUCUGCAACGCGCCGACCCGCGGCCUGCCGUUCCUGCGACCCACGCGGCCUCCGCCUCCGCCUCCACCUCCACCUCCACCGCCUCGGCCGGUGCAAUCGCAGCCAGGGACCCAUCCCCUCCGCCCGUGCAUCGUUCCCCCGCGGCAGCCACCUCCCGUGCAUUUUGUGUCGCUCAUUCCCACGCAGCCACCGACACCGCCGCCGCCUCCGCCCGUGCAUUCCGUGCACGGUCAGCCACCGACACCACUGACAUCGUCGUGGCCUCGCAUUCCCACGCAGACACGGCACGUGCAUUUCGUCCACAGUCAGCCACCGACACCCCCGCCGCCUCCGCCCGUGCAUUCUGUGCACGAUCAGCCACCGACACCACCGACAUCGUCGUGGCCGCGCAUUCCCACGCAGCCACGACAGCCGCCGCCACGGCCCGCGCAUUUCGUGCACGAUCACCCACCGCCGCCGCCUCCGCCGCCGCCGCCCGUGCGUUCCAUACGCCGUCAGCCACCGCCGCCGCCACCGCCCGUGCAUUCCGCGCAUGGUCAGUCAUCGCCACCAAUGACAUCGUCGUGGCCGCGCUUACCCACGCAGCUACGUCCGCCGCCACCGCCGCCCCCACCGCCACCCGUGCGUAUCCGUCAGGCUCAGCCGCGUAUGGUCGUCUUCGACGACGACGAGCAGGUUGGUCCGACCUCUGGGCCGCCAGCUGACAACCCAUCACCAGUCGCCGCGUCGAACGAAUCAGUUGUCGUCAACACGCACAUCGAGUACCCGGCCAUAGCCAGGGAUUCGUCCAGCGACAAUUUCGCCGUGCUCGUGCACGCCCAGGCUCCCAGGAUGACGGACACCACGGCGGCCGGUGGCGACGCGCCGCGCGCGCCGGUGGACCUCGUGACGGUUCUCGACGUCAGUGGCAGCAUGAACGGGUACAAGUUGGCGCUGCUGAAGCAGGCCAUGCGGUUCGUCAUCGCCAAUCUCGGCCCCGACGACCGCCUCUCCGUUGUGUCCUUCUCCACGAAGGCGCGCCGGGUGACCAGGCUCGCGCGCAUGUCGGAGGCCGGGAAAGCCCUCUCCGUGAGCGCCGUGGAGUCCCUCACGGCGGGCGGCGGCACCGACAUCGCCCAGGGGCUCAGUAUGGCAGCCAUGGUACUCGACCAGCGCCGGCACAGGAACGCCGUCUCCAGCGUCGUGCUCCUCUCCGACGGCCAGGACAACUACAUCAUGAUGAGGCGCGAUGGGCCGUCCGGCGUCCAUGCGAACAACUACGAGGAGCUCGUCCCGCGCUCCUUCACGCGCACUGGCGCUGACGGCGACUGGUCGGCACCGAUCCACACCUUCGGCUUCGGGAACGACCACGACGCGGCCGCGAUGCACGUCAUCGCCGAGGCGACGGGCGGCACGUUCUCGUUCAUCGAGAACGAGGCGGUGAUCCAGGACGCGUUCGCCCAGUGCAUCGGCGGGCUGCUCUCCGUCGUGGUCCAGGAGGCACGCAUCGCCGUCUCGUGCGUGCACCCCGGGGUUCGUGUUGUCUCCGUCAAGUCCGGCCGUUACGAGAGCCGCGUCGACGAGGACGGCCGCGCUGCGUCCUUUCGAGUCGGGGAACUCUACGCCGACGAGGAGAGGCGUUUCUUGCUGUUUCUGGCUGUGCCAAGAGCCGAAGCGACCGACGGUGACACCACCGCUCUUGUGACAGUGGCAUUCAGCUACAGAGACGCGGCGACCGGCGCCGACGUGAGCGUGGCGGCCAAGGAUACAGUGGUGGCGAGGCCGGAGCACGCGCCGAACGCGUCGGAGCGGUCGGUGGAGGUUGAGCGGGAACGCGUCCGUGUAGAUGCGGCGGCGGACAUCGCGGCAGCAAGGGCGGCAGCGGAGCGGGGCGAGCACCAGGAGGCAGUGAAGAUACUCAAGAACCGGCAGCGUGCAGUGGCGCUGUCAGAGGCGGCGCGCGACGGCGACCCCGUGACCGUGGCGCUGGAGGUCGAGCUCCAGGAGAUGCGGGGGCGCGUGUCGAACAGGCAGACCUACGCGCUGUCGGGUCGGGCGUACAUGCUCGCCGGCAUGAGCGCGCACCAGCAGCAACGCGCCACCUCGAGGCCGAUGCCGAUGUCGCUGAGAGUAAGUCACGACGGAGCGGUUGAGGCAGUUGCGGAGGCGUCCAACGAGGCGACGAUGUCGUACGCGACGCCGGCCAUGCGCGCCAUGCUGCUGCGCUCGCGAGAGGCCCGGGAGGCGUCGGCCGAGCAAAGGCAGCAGCCCAAGGCUGAAGAAGAAGAUGACGGGAGCUCCGAACCCAAGAUCCAAACUCCAAAGGACACGUGAAGCAGUAGCCGUUAUGCACAUACGAAAAUGGAGUAUAGGCUACGUACAUUUCGAAUAAGUUGGAGUUCGAAUAAUUUUAUGGGGACUGAUCUGCGCCGACGGGGCCGCGCGCGAGCCGCAGGAUCCAUCAACCCGGCGUUGUCCGUAUCGUUGGAUCCGUAUGCAACAUUUUUCUCUCUAUGCAGCAAAAUUUCGAUACUAUGUAGCAAUUUUUUAACGGUU